This is a messenger RNA of Fulvia fulva, 213 nucleotides long. RefSeq lists its product as uncharacterized. NCBI's taxonomy places the organism in Eukaryota, Fungi, Ascomycota, Dothideomycetes, Mycosphaerellales, Mycosphaerellaceae. Bases 1 to 213 code for a protein of 70 amino acids. The transcript is spliced from 3 exons. The record is from RefSeq and is a predicted model, not a curated record.
AUGGGUUUCAACGCUAACUCCACUCUUGACGCCGAGCGCAAGAUCUACACUGGCUGCGCCAUCCAGCGCAAGAUCUACACUGGCUGUGUCGUCCAGCGCAAGAUCUACACUGGCUGCGAGCUUCAGCGCAAGAUCUACACUGGCUGCACGCUCCAGAAGACCCGCAACGUCGACUUCGGCAAGAAGGUCUGCACCAUCCAGCGCUCCGCUUAA